Messenger RNA from Drosophila santomea, 3405 nucleotides. RefSeq names its product protein tipE (gene tipE). Gene Ontology annotation, biological process: regulation of sodium ion transport. The coding region runs from base 1359 to 2717 and encodes 452 amino acids. NCBI's taxonomy places the organism in Eukaryota, Metazoa, Arthropoda, Insecta, Diptera, Drosophilidae. The record is from RefSeq and is a predicted model, not a curated record. Gene Ontology annotation, molecular function: sodium channel regulator activity. The transcript has 3 exons.
CCUUAAUUCCGCUGCAGCGUUGCCAGUGGCAGGCAGUCCUUUCGCUGAAGAGUUCAGCCGUCGUGUUGUCGCCUUGCUCCUUUUCUUGGUUGUCGCCGUCGUUGUCGUCGCCGUCGCCAUCGUAGUUGUCGUUGUCGUUGUCGUGGUCGUUGUUGGUCUGUCACUGUAUUGUUGCCAGCAAAGAAAGGCAAGAGGAACCGAAAAUGCCACGAAAGAAAAUGUGGAGCGUGAAUGUGACAAUUGUUCAGCGUUAGCAACUUUUGACCCCGUGCGCAAUCAGGUCACCAUUGUUCCAUGGUAAACAGUGCUUGCCCAAAGAGCAGCAGCAAAUGUGUGCUGGUGAUUUGUGAUUGAAAAUGCGUAAUCCUCGCUCCGUUGUCAUCGUGUUCACCGCGUAACCUGAACCUUGACCUUUGUGAACUGCACGUGCUAAGGAUAGCAAGGAGAAGAAGAGCAGGAAAGAGCGUGCUGGUGAGAGAGGGAGAGCGCGAGGAAUAGCCAAGCAAAGCAAAAAAAGUGAACAAGACAAACAAAACUGUCCGUCCAGCAUUCAUUUUUCUACACACAUUUCGAAAGAACGUAAAUGUAAAGUGAAGAAAAACAGAGAGAAAGAGAGAGAGACCUCAAAACUGGCCAUUGGCAGGCCAAACACAUACACAAGCAAACCAAACACACAGGACACACAGGCCACACACGACACACACGCACGAACAUCCAGUGCUUUGCCGCAGUCAUAAAAUAAUCAAGAAGCAGCUAAAUCAGGCAAAAGCAAGACGACUGCAACGUGCUGAUGUUGACGAAACAUCUCCAUUGGGACGAAUAAAGCAAUUAGCAAAGGUUCAGGAUUGUUGCCACCACACUGCCAGGAGGUGGAGGAGGAGGAGGAGGUGGAGAAAGCUGAAGGAAGCUGUAGGAGAUUAAGGAUGCGGGAUGCGUGGGACUCGCAUUCGGACUCCGUGGAGUAUUUAGCCUAAUCGAGUGAUGCGAUGCCGAUGAACCGGAGCACAAAGAUGCAGGAACCUCCCUGCACUGGUCAGCUAUGUGCGAGAUAACGGGUCACCGGACAGCCAGGCAACCAAAGAGAAAGAAGCAAAAGCAGAAGCAACAGCAAAAGCAAACGAAACGAGAAAUCGAACUCUCCCUGUGAUAUAACUUGCACCGUAAUCGUAAUCUAGCUAUUAGUUAUCGUUAUCGAUCAGUAAUCGCCGCAAUUGUAAGCUAAGUUAUCGCACUUAUCGCCGCUCUGCUCCGCCGCCGCCACCGCCAGACCUGCGCCUAACAACUAAUAAUAUUAAUAAAUAUAAAUAAUACACCAAUAUAUAGUAGACUUCAAACCCGACCAAAAAUCGAGCUAAAACAUGGGAGACGAGCAGGACAAGCGCACCGGCAAGGAGAAGCUGCUGUUCUACACCACCGCCUUCUUCAUCCUGCUAGGCACCUUCAGCCUGUUCGCCUUCCUCUUCCUGGUGCCCUUCGUCAUCGAGCCCGCCUUCACCACGAUCUUCAUGCAGUUCGAAGAGGUUCCGGCGCUCUGCGAGACGUACGACACGGAGAUCUACUACGGGGCCAAGAACUGCUCGUGGUCGUCCUGCCGCGAAGGCUGCACCAAGGACAUCUACACGUGCACCCAGAUCCGGGUGAACUACCGCCUCAAUCUAUACAACUACACCGAUGAGUUCAACUUCACGGAGUAUCACAUUAAUCUCAAGGAGUCGGAGCGCAUCCUGCCGCCUGUCAAGCGAACGGAUCGCUAUGAGAGAGCUCUGAGGAGCGACUAUGAGUACGAUAAUCUGGGCGGUGGCACCGGCCUGGACAUCGACCUAGGCGGCGGCCGCCUGGAGCAGCUUAAUUUUGGGGAUGCCGACGGCUCCAAUGGCUACCUCAUUGAGGAUUCGGAGGACACACGCGGUCUGAGUGCCUCGGGAACCCUCAUCCCGGACGAGCGGAGGCCCUUCGACGAGAUCUCCGAGCUGAACGAGGGCCUCAUGGGAAACCGCUCCAUGUACUACUAUGUGGGAGCCAGGCUUUUCCCUAACGUAAAGGGCUGUGGCUACCCGCCAAUGCUCAACUGCACCAUCUGGCUGAAGAGGUACACCAAGAUCGGCAUGAAGUUCCCCUGCUACUACUCGAAGGUGGACCCGAGUCUGGUCAUCAGCGACCUGGACUACUGGCAGAACACCCUUAAUUUGGUCUACUCGAUGGCCAUUCCAAUACCCUCGUUCAUCAUUUCGGUGAUUUAUCUGACGUACGCCUACUUCAAGAUCUACAACGAGGACGAGGAGACGGCGCCGCUGGACAAGAACGCCGAGGACAUGGACAUCGAUGAUAUCGAUGCCGUGGAUGACAGCGAUGGGGCUGUGCUGGCGGACAAUGUGGCCGGCAGCCAGAUUAUCAACAUGGACUCCACCACCAACGAUAGUUGUCUGGAGGGUGUCCUGCCCAACGGCGGUCCCGGUAUGACCGCAUCCAUAUCUCAGGGCGGCUCUGUCACCACGCCCGGUCCGUACAUCGCGCAGAGUCCGGCGGGCUCGCAGAUGACGCCCAACUCGGAGAUCAACUCGUUCGGUCACCAGCUGAAAGUCCAGAUGGCCGACGAGCUAUCGAGGGACUCGCUGGAGAACGGAGUUAUCUCCACGUCCAACUCAGUGCAAGGAAACUUGAGCAAGACGAUGACGACGAGUAUCUCAACUCCUCCUGGGCCGACGGCGGCAGUCUGAAACGUCAGGCGCAUGGUCUGGAAAAUGUUAGAUUCCGAUUCGGAAAAUGAGCCGCUGCUGGAUUCGUAGGCCGCCGAGCGGCCAGCCACGGGCCACAGAGCAGGCGGAGAUCACCGGAGCAGAGACCCAACCCGAAAACAGAACUCAUGAGAUAACCGUGAAGCGAUAACCCCAAGUAUUUCUACCCGAAACAAUCGACAACAACGCAGCGAAUGCGACCGAACCUGAAUACCUUCAGAGCUGUUAGCGGCACCUAAUGAACUAUGAUAGAUUAUAUUUACCUUAUGAACUAGCUACUCGGACUCACACCUACACUCACACUCACCCACAUGAAGCACGCUAGAUAGCCGGAGUAACUCCGGACUGCCACACCCACUCAAAAUUGCAAUACACGGGCAUUAUAGUAUGUGCACAGUAUCUGAUAUCUGGAGGAUCUUAGGCGAUUGGUACAAAUACAAUAAACAUAGGCCGCAUGGACUCGAGCAUGGAGUGCUAUUCAUAUACCUAGAGGAAAAACUAUAUUACUUAUACACGCAUAUACAAAUAUUUACUUGAAUUAUUUUUCUAUUCGCAACAAUCGUCGUCGUCUCGAGGCAGAAACACAGAGAAACUCAACCACUACCCAUUUGCCCAACAUCCAAAAACCAAAUUCCAAAUAGAGCAAAUAAAAGCAAAAAAAGGAGAUAAA